AGUUAAAUUAGAGGUGUGCAAGGUAAAAUACGAGGUAAAAGGGCCAGGGAGGGAAAAAAAAGCAGGUGAAUGAGGGUGCGAGAGAGGGAAACAUUACCUGCAGCCUCGGUCUCGUGCACCUCUCUCACCUGGGUUACCUGAGGGGCACAGGGCCGCGCGGCACCACCAGCCUCCCGAGGGGCGGCGGAGUGUUGCCUUGGCUUAUGCAAACAAUCAUUGGUGUUCCUCUGUUUCCAUGACUCAUUAUCUUUGUCUCGUAGAUCUGAGGAGGAAGCUUGACUAGCGAGACGCGAGCGGUAAUGACCCAGCGUUUGUGAGGUGUUUCGUUGUGCUGGUGAGCCGCGGUGUGCGGGAGUGAAAUGUUCCCUGGUGUCGGCGUGGUCGCCAAACUGCCGCUGCUGCUGCCGUGUGUGGCGUGACCUUUGUAAGGUGAAGGCAGUGGCAGCGUCCCGCGUGGCUGAACUGCUUUGUGCGCCAGGAAUGCUGACUGUGGUGGUGGUGGUGGUGGUUGAGGCGGCUUCUCGUGCUCACUGAGACGAGGCGCACAGGCAGACAGUCAUGGAAGCCGUGAACAACGGCGUGGAGGACUCCUGGAGGGACGCGGAGGGGGAAAUACCGCACCCAGUGGUGGUGGUGCUGGGGGCCGACGGCGACGAGUACUGGUGCAACACGCCGCCCCCGGAGGUGAACAUCACCAUGUGGGGCACCCCCAGCGGCCCCUCCAGCGGCUCCUGCACCCCCAACACCCGCUCUCCUUCCCUCAACUCUUUCUGCUCCGAGGCCUCGUGGAGUGACGCCGGCAGCGACGACUCAUCGGUCUUCAAGUCCAACGGGGACCGAUCGCGUCACGCCUCCACCGAGGUGUUGUCCGACAGCCACGGCUUCCUGAAGGCGGCGCCGGAGCGGCUGUGUGCCUCGCAGGACCAUCUCAACACCGGCAAGGCCAAGGAGCGGCACCUGCCACGCUCACGCCAGUACAAGACCAAGGAGAUUGUCAGGGAGCGCUCCGCCUCCAUUGUGGAGGAAAAUCGCCGCGAUGCCUCCUCGGACUCCAAGGUGAAAAAGUUCAUAUCCAGGAUGCGCUCCCACUCCCACCAUGAGCUGCUGCUGCACGGGCGGAGCCGCGCCGGCUCCCUUGUCGACGCGGAGAAACUCGAGGAGUCGCUUGACCCAGAGCCUCGCGAGGUGCCCCCCGCGGCCAUCAACUCUCGUCUUUUGGGCCGCUUCCGCAAACAUGGCCUUGACCUCAAGAAGAGGCGCUGGAGUGCUUGGGAUGAGAAGGUGCACAUAUUCCGGAUGCGUGGUCAUCGGAAUCACGAGGAGGAUGACUCUGUCCCGCCCCGGCCCGCGGCGCCGGCCCCCGCCGCCCCUGCGCCACGGAAGGCAGCCGCUGUCCUGAACAAGCCCCACCUGACCCGCACUCGCUCCAACUCCGAGUCCGACAUCAUUGUGAACAAGAAAAAGCGGAAGCGACGCUUCUUGGCAAAGGACUCGCGCGUGAGGGACCUCCUGAUGGAAUUCCACUACCGCAAGAAGCGCGGCAGCCUGCCCUCGCUGGAUGCCGAGGAGCAGCGGCAGCAGCAGAAACAGGGGGAGGUGCCCCGCAAGGAGGGCUUGUCCGUCAGAAGGGACGGUCGUGCCCUCUCGUUCCACAACCUCACAGACUUUGCUGUGGAUGAUUACUUCGGGGGCGACACUCCGGGGACGCUCUCCGAGGACGAGACGGACGGGGACCGCUCCCGCCCCGCCCUGCUGGAGCUGGACGCCCACCCGCACCCGCACGGCCGUGACCGCCGCCCGCGCUUCUCCAUCGACAACAUCCUGAAUGUCAUCAGGGGGCGCCGGCUGUCACACGAUGUUGGGGCCGCUGGGCGUCACGUGACAGAAGCGGUGGUGCCGUGGCUGCGGGGCAAGAGUCGCAGCGUGGAUCACAGCAUCCACAAUCCCUUCGACUUGGAUGUUCUCAGAAAGAAGAUUGGGGAAAGGACAUCCUCCGAGCCCUCCAGAGACACGCGCUCCCCAUCUCCAGGUAGGUGACAGGGGAAGGGGACACGGCGGCGGGCGG
Molecule: messenger RNA, 2065 nt
Organism: Eriocheir sinensis (Chinese mitten crab)
Lineage: Eukaryota; Metazoa; Arthropoda; Malacostraca; Decapoda; Varunidae
Exons: 3
Coding region: 559-2037 (492 amino acids)
Source: RefSeq, a predicted model, not a curated record